Molecule: messenger RNA, 3645 nt
Organism: Aspergillus oryzae RIB40
Lineage: Eukaryota; Fungi; Ascomycota; Eurotiomycetes; Eurotiales; Aspergillaceae
Product: putative class V chitinase
Exons: 3
Coding region: 1-3645 (1214 amino acids)
Biological process (GO): carbohydrate metabolic process
Molecular function (GO): chitin binding; hydrolase activity, hydrolyzing O-glycosyl compounds
Source: RefSeq, a predicted model, not a curated record
AUGAGGCCUUCUUUUGUCCUCCUUGCCUUCUUACUUGGCUUCGCCUCGGCUGUCACAGAGAGCUACAACGGCCAGUAUGCUGACAACUGUCCGAGUCUGUGUGCUCAUGCCGGUCCCAGUCCAGCCAACUGGACCAACAACCACCAUGUCCGGAAUCUUGAGAGCUGUGACCAAACUGUUCUCUUUGGUUUGAAUAUCCACAACUCUGUCACCGAUCCAAACACUAUCCUCACUAUCCGGGCUUGUGUCGCUAGCCAUGGCCAGACGUACGAGGCUGCCGCCUCGCCUGAUGUGCCUCAACAGCCAAGUCAACACAACCUCGUUGUUGCUGAAAGCUGCGGCGCCAAGGUAGUGAAGACAGCUUUCACUCCCCAGGUUGGCCCCUCGACGCUUAGCAAGGCAUCUAGCCCUGCUCCGCAGUCUACUCAUGUAGCCGAGGCCACUCGCCAACUUGCCCUGUUUGUGGACAAGAGCGCUGAGUGCGGCACCACCAUCCUGUUUGCAAAGCACAAGUCUGCUGUUGUAGGCGUGUAUUCUGGUGCACAAAUCACAAAGCAUGCUGUGCGAGGGUUUCUUGACUCUUUUGCGGAAAAGCAAACUUCUACCGUACAAAUCUGCCAGCCUGCCAGCGCGGCCCUGACUGUUGGGGUGGCUUCUGCUGGAUUUGUUGAUCUGGCAGCGGCUCAAGUUGCUAUCAAAGACUGGAACAAUGGGCUUUGCCUCGACGAGACCAUUCCCGCUACCCCCGUCAGUAUGGACGUUCUCGUGUCCACCGUGGAUAAUAGCUUCAAUGCUCCUACCAACACGACUACCAUCUCCCACGGCAACAUGACAGCUAGAGGGAAACCACAAGCCCUUCUCCCAAGAGGAGAGUGUAGAACAGAGGAGGUCCAUGGGGGUGACAGCUGCGCCUCGCUGGCCAGCCGCUGUGGCAUCUCUGGAAACGACCUGUCUAAAUACAACCCACAAAAGAACUUAUGCUCGACCCUGAAGCCCAAACAGUACGUUUGCUGCAAUGCAGGCACUCUGCCAGACUUUCGCCCUCGGCCCCAACCCGACGGGACCUGCAACACAUAUAAAGUUAGUGAUAACGAUAAUUGCUCCGACGUGGCGGACGCGCACUACUUGACCCAACAAGACAUUGAAGACUUCAACAAGGACACCUGGGGCUGGGCUGGCUGUGCACACCUACAGAGUGGACAACUGAUCUGUCUUAGCGAGGGAACGCCUCCUAUGCCCUCGCCAGUCCAGGGAGCCACCUGCGGUCCACAGGUACCGGGUACCGAGAAGCCUUCCAACGGAACAGCGCUGGCUGAUCUCAACCCAUGCCCACUGAAUGCAUGUUGCGAUGCCUGGGGAUUUUGCGGAACAACGGUCGACUUCUGUACCAAGUCACCCGCGGAUACUGGCGCUCCCGGCACCGCAAAACCAGGAACCAACGGCUGCAUUUCCAACUGCGGGAUGGAGAUUGUUAACAACGGCAAGGCACCCGAUCAAUUAAAGACCAUCGGAUAUUUCGAGGCGUUUGAUCAGACAAGAGUGUGUCUGCGAAUGAGUGUCAAGGAGAUCCCGGCCAACAAGUACUCGCACAUCCACUUCGCAUUUGCCACCGUCACGUCCAGUUUCGACGUAGACAUCUCAGACGUCGAGUAUGAAUUCAGCAGAUUCGUCAAGAUGAGUGGCUUUAAAAAGAUUCUCACCUUUGGCGGAUGGGCGUUUUCCACAGAGGCUGAUACAUUCCAGCGCUUUAGAGAUGCUACCAAGAAAGAGCAUCGGGAAACAUUUGUCAAUAACUUGGUGAGCUUCAUGAACCGCAAAAACCUGGAUGGCUUCGACUUUGACUGGGAGUAUCCUGGCGCACCUGAUAUUCCGGAUAUCACUCCCGGAAGCCCUGAGGAAGGAGACAACUACCUUGCCUUCCUGCAGCUGCUCCGAAGCAAGUUGCCCAGCGAAAAAUCGCUUUCCCUUGCGGUGCCGGCUUCUUAUUGGUACCUAAAGCAGUAUCCUGUCAAAGAUAUUGCAAAAUAUGUCGAUUAUUUCAUUUACAUGACAUACGACUUGCACGGUCAAUGGGAUGUCGAUAACAAAUCGUCCAUGCCUGGCUGCCCAGCCGGAAACUGUCUUCGAUCACACAUCAACAAGACCGAGACGCACGAUGCCAUGGUCAUGAUCACCAAAGCUGGCGUGGAAGCCCGACAGCUAGUUAUUGGUAUUACCAGUUACGCCAGAAGCUUCCGCAUGACUGACGCGUCCUGCUCUGGUCCCUUCUGCACUUUUGCUGGUGAUAAACGUCACUCCAUGGCCUAUGCUGGACCCUGUACGACAACUGGUGGCUACAUUUCCAAUGCCGAGCUUAACGAUAUCAUCAAGAACCCCGGCAACUACUCCAUCGUGAAGUCGUACAUCGACAAAGAUUCCGACUCCAAUAUUCUCAUGUACGGUAAUCCCGGAGCCGUGGAUUGGGCGGCCUACAUGGACAGCGAUCUCAAGACCAACCGAAUAAACUGGAUCAAGGGCCUCAACUUUGGUGACUCUCUAGACUCAGGUUGUGUUCACCUCUUUGCGCUGGACAUUCUAUACUCGCAGCUCCUUGACAGUUUAUCUCUGUUCCAAGCCAACUCGGAAGGCUACGACGACAAGUUCGGCUGGUAUGAGAAGUGGACCAAGGAGCAGAUCCAGCCGCGCAUUGACACCUUCAUGAAGUUAGGCGAUGGCAAAGGCCUCAAGUACUUUGAUUGCUACUGGGCAUAUACCGACGGCAAGGAAAAGAAGGAUUCCUGCCUUGGCAUGCCUCACAUCUGGGAUGUGAACGCGGGCUGGAGCAUUCGCUACGAUCUCGUCGACAAGAAAGGCUUCUUUGACGCGCUCGCGGCCGAGACGGGCAUCGAUGAGUCUUGGGUGGCGUUUGGUGAGACUUCAGAUUAUACAUGCGCGGAUCCUGGCGAUCCACGACCAGGCACUGGUGGCUUACCCUGCCGAAAGCUUUUCCAAAAAAAGCUGAAUUACCCUCAGAAGGGCUCUGAUGACAAGGUCCACGUUGGCAAUCCUAAGAAGCUCAUAGAAGCGUCCCUAGGCAAUGUCACCGCUCUGCGAACCUCACUUCUUUCCUCGUACCUCAGCGUGGGCUUGUCCUUCUACGAUGACGGGCCAAAUGAUACUUCGGCCACCGACGCAGUAGUCGCCUACUCCAUGCCCAUAUUACAACUCACUGAGGCGAUCAACAGCAUGAAAGACAUUAAGGAAAUCGGCGAAGAUGCCAAGGAACAAGCGAAGAAGGACCUCAUCUUCAAGAUCCUCACUAUCGUCUUCAUGGUAAUCCCCUUUGUCGGCGAGGCUCUCGGACCCCUGAUCGGGAGCGCAGCAUCAGUCGCUCGUAUUGCGCUUCUCAUCGGCGAAGCGGGGAAUGGGGCACUGACGGUGGCGGAUAUCAUUGAGGAUCCGUCGUCUGCACCGUUCGCGGUGUUGGGUUUGAUUGCGGGUGUUGGUGGCGGUUCGGGCAAGUUGUCCAAGGCAGAGGCCCUGGCAGAGGCUUCAAAGGCAAGAGGUCUGUUGAAGGGUAGCGAUUUGGCCAAGUUCCCGCAGAGGUUUAGAGAUCAGGAUGCCUUGGUGCAAAAGGUCGUAAAGAGUUUGUGUGCGAGGAGCUAA